AUGUCUGAAAUCACUACGAAUGAUGCACGUCGAAGACCACCGUCAAUAUCACAGUCUCCCUUUUUUGAUAUUCCAGCCAUGACAGCUUUGCGAUGCAUUGCUAUGGACAUGUUAACGCCAGAAGGCUGUGAUUACCCCUGUCCCAUACCUGAUGAGGACCUGCAGACAAUGAUAGACGCGUUGGCACAAGACACGAAGUACAGGCUUGGCUUGGUUGUAUGGCACUAUGACGCCAAUCCGGUACCGGUAUGCACCAGGGAAAUGAUCCAAGUUGGUGGUCAUUUGCGAAUGAAUCAUGCGCGUUUACCGAGCACCGUGAUUACAAUAGUCGACCCAGGACUUGAACAAGGUUCAGCUGCUUCUGAUAUCCCUGUCAAAUCGCCACGACGGAAGCGCCUGGAGUGUUACAGACCCGACUCCUCACAGAUAUAUCCAAAAAUUUUGUCAAAUCCGGACAAGAAGAACCUGAGAAAAAGAAAGGCAACAUUGAUAUCUUCUGGCGAGGAUGCAGAACAGCAACUGGAGAAGAAAGACCGAGACGAGAAAUCCUUCAAAUCGCCGCAUAUAAUUUCCGAGACACGAGCAGUAGAACACUCCCAGGAGACAAUAUUAACGACUACACGCAAGUCCUUUUUUCCACCAUUGCAGACGUCUGAUUCUGCACCUUACUAUGGCCAAAAGAAAAAUGAGGCACUGUCGAAGCAUGAGUUUGAGUCGCUUCCCAUAGAAAACACGAAAACAGAUCAAUUGGAAGACACCCCCAUCAAUGGAACAGAGUUAACAUCUGGUCUUGAUUUCUUGAAUUCUAUUUCGCAUGAGGAGAACUACUGCUUUUCCUGGUGGAGAUAUCGGACCGAAGAUCAAAUUCCGCAUCUCAAAGAUCCUAAGAAUCGAAUUUUGUCGGUUAUCAUUUCCUUGAAACGGUCCGGAAUUGCAUGCGAGCAAUAUAGAUUGUUCUUACAAACAUCAGCCGCUGAUGAUCUUCGUCGACGUCUACUGCCCCUUCUUGGAAGUCAUCGUCAUUGCAGCCUUGUUUUCAUCGUCCACUUCCUGACUCUUAUGUGUUUACUUCCGGUUCACGACGAGACCAGCUUGGAUCUAGGAUCCAAUCAAAUUAUGGACAUAUUGCGAGUUCAUGAAAUCUUUCGAGGUCGGCUUAUGCCACUUAGCUCCACAGAUUUUCGUAUCCUAUGCCGUCUCGCCUGGCGAGCGACCCAUUUGCUGCAGGAUGUUCAUUCGAAUAUUUUCCGUGAGUGUCUACAACUACCGGCGUUGGACAAGCGGCACAAAAUUUUCGAUCUUUAUCUAUCCUUUCGGCUGAAAAGCGAAUACCAUCAUGAUUGUGCUGUGGUUGCUGCAGUGCCUGCCCCUGUACCAUCGUUUAUAUACCUUACAGAUGUGGCGGAUGUCUUGGAGGGCAUAUCUACGUUUUGUUCGACCAAUACAGAUCUCCACGACGAGCUUAUGGGGGCACUUCUGGUAACUGUGAAGAUUUGUACAGACGAGGAACGCUAUUGGUCUCAGGAGAAUUGCGACAAUGGAAAGUUGGUACCUUCAUUAGAUCCGCAUUUUUGUCACAUCAAGAGAUUGAUGGAAGAACCGACAGGCGAAAGAACAAUUGCGGCCUUGGAAUCACUGCGCGAAACACACAGGUUCUUCGAGAACUUCACCGUGCCAAUCUCAGGCGACUGGUUACUAGCGAAAAAUCAUCCAGGAACCAAAAUGUGCUGGUACCUCUGUUCACUACUUCCGUCCUUAUUGGAAAGGGUCUCCGGCCUUAACAAAGUUUGCGUAACUUGA
Molecule: messenger RNA, 1800 nt
Organism: Rasamsonia emersonii CBS 393.64
Lineage: Eukaryota; Fungi; Ascomycota; Eurotiomycetes; Eurotiales; Trichocomaceae
Exons: 5
Coding region: 1-1800 (599 amino acids)
Source: RefSeq, a predicted model, not a curated record